UGUCGUGUCGACAGAUUUCCAGUCUACUUUCAAAUUUUAAACUUCCAACAUUUUAGUCUGUAUAUUUUCGAAUUAGACUACGAUUGAUCGGAAUAAAAAUGCAAACCAGUAAGUUUUCGCAAACCGUUAGUAAUCCGCUAACUUCGGUGGGAGUGGGCGUGGCAGUGGGGCUUGCCGCCUGCGGCAUUGUGGCUCAAAUCUUUAGAUCGCCCACCGCCUCAAAUCGAAUCGGUCGGCUGUGGUUGCGCAUGGGAAAUUUGGGAACCAGACGCUUUUACUGCGGCGGCUUUCAGGAGCGAAUGACACCCCGCGAAGCGGCACAAAUUCUGGGCACCAGUCUCAGCGCCCCAUGGACCGAAAUGCGAGCGGCUCACCGACGGGUCAUUUUGGCCAAUCAUCCGGAUCGCAAUGGGUCACCAUAUCUGGCUGCUAAAAUCAACGAGGCCAAGCAUGUGCUUCUGGACCGAAGGAAUCGAACCAGAACAAAAUAACAAAAUUAUAAAUGUUUAAAACCAAAUACCCCGAAUCUAUUGCAGCUAAGCAAAAUGAGAUUGCAAGUGUAUCACGCAUUGUAAAUUAUUAAACUGAUAGUAUUAUUUGCACCA
This is a messenger RNA of Drosophila ficusphila, 605 nucleotides long. Its product is annotated as mitochondrial import inner membrane translocase subunit TIM14-3. The transcript has 2 exons. Gene Ontology annotation, molecular function: ATPase activator activity. Gene Ontology annotation, biological process: protein import into mitochondrial matrix. The record is from RefSeq and is a predicted model, not a curated record. NCBI's taxonomy places the organism in Eukaryota, Metazoa, Arthropoda, Insecta, Diptera, Drosophilidae. Gene Ontology annotation, cellular component: PAM complex, Tim23 associated import motor. The coding region runs from base 99 to 491 and encodes 130 amino acids.